AUGCUGCUUCUUGCGCCAGUCAGCCGUGGCCGGUACAAUCGUUACGUUUGGGCAGACGUAAGAAUUACGCACGUUCGGCCUGACGAGGAUUACAAAGUCUAUACCACAAAACCAAUUUGCACGAGCAAUGAUCCUCCCAUUGGAGUGUCAAACAACGCUGUGUACGAAUUGCUAUCAGAUGAUCUGUUCAUUGCGUCAAGUUCGUUCCAUCGACAGAAUUUCCAGCCACGAAAUGCUCGAGUUCUUAGAGGAAGUUUAGUAGCMUGGUGCGCGUCCAGUAAGCACGUGUCACAAGAAUGGCUCAGRAUUCACUUUGGUGGCUUCGUCAAGUUAUGUGGCCUUGGCUAUCAUGGGCUUCUUUAUACUAAGGAGUAUUUCACUCGCUUUGUCCUGCAGGAUGACAGUCAUAAUUCAAUCGGGGAGUUCUACCCAAAGACGUUCGAAUACUCGUAUUUUAAAAUAUCCUGGGACAAGAUUUUACUCGACGUCUACAUCAUUCCUUUAGAAAUAAGCUUCUGGCCAUGUGGAGCCUUUGAGUUCUUUGGUUAUCUUARUAAUAAUAGAGCUGGCUUGGAAAAACCAUCUUUCAAGUGGCAAGAAGUACGAAUAAAAGGACGGCAUUGUGCUGCUGUGGUAAACGCAUGUCCUAACAAUUCCCAUUGUUUCUCUCAUAUUGGUUUUAAUGAGCACUUGUGUGCCUGUGAUGUCGGCUAUACKUCCAGUCCAAGCAUAUCACAGUUUAAAGGCGGAGAUACGGCGUACAAAUGUAUAGAUGUAAACGAGUGCCUUACAGACAUUUGUAAGAAUGAAGCAACAUGCGAGAAUGAUGUCGGUAGCUACACGUGUUUUUGUACACCUGGAUGGACAGGAAGAAACUGCUCUGACGAUAUCAACGAAUGUUCACAAAAGCCCUGCAAAAAUGGAGGAACUUGCAUCAAUAACCCUGGCAGUUAUAUUUGUGUCUGCCCUGAAGAAUGGAAAGACCAUCAUUGUGAUCAAGACAUCAACGAGUGUGUGAACAAUCCAUGUCAGCAGCAUUCACAAUGCAUCAAUACUCCUGGGACCUACUCGUGCACUUGUAAAACUGGCUGGCAAGGGAAGCAAUGUAGCAGAGAUAUCGACGAGUGCUUGAAUUAUCCAUGCAAGAAUGGAGGAUCGUGUACGAAUAGUCCUGGAACCUACUUCUGCACUUGCAAGUCAGGCUGGACCGGUGGAAACUGUGAGAUAGAUGUCGACGAAUGCCUGGCUAAUCCAUGUCACAACCAAGGAACAUGUAACAAUACCCUUGGUAGCUAUAUAUGCAACUGUACGUUGGAAUGGCAAGGGCAACACUGCGAUCAAGAUGUAGAUGAAUGUCCCACAGAACCUUGUCAAAACAACGGUACAUGCAUCAAUACUGAAGGAAACUACACGUGUGACUGUACGGCAUCAUGGCAGGGGCAUAACUGUGACAUAGAUAUCGACGAAUGUUUGAACAACCCCUGCAAGGAUAAAGGAGUGUGUAUUAAUGCUGCUGGAAGCUAUGCUUGCACUUGUAAAUCAGGAUGGAAAGGGCAAGACUGUGAUAUAGAUGUCAACGAGUGUUCAAACAACGUAUGCAAGCACCAAGGAACGUGCACCAACACCGUUGGAAGCUAUACAUGUGAAUGUGCAUCAGGGUGGAAGGGGCAUGACUGUGAAAUAGAUGUGGAUGAGUGUUUAAAUAAUCCAUGUACUAACAAUGGAACUUGUGAUAAUACUGCCGGUUCCUACAUAUGUAACUGCAAACAAGGAUGGCAAGGAAAAAACUGUGAAAAAGAUGCUGAUGAGUGCCUUGUUAAUCCAUGYCGAAACGGAGGUACGUGUACGAAUAAUGUUGGAAGCUAUUCAUGUAACUGCACAGCAGAAUGGACAGGGAAAAAUUGCAAUCAAGAUGUGGAUGAUUGUCUCUCRCUUCCUUGUAAAAAUGGCGGAACUUGUCUUAACAACAUCGGAGGUUUCACAUGUAAUUGUAAGCCAGGAUGGCAAGGGGAAAUAUGUGAUCAAGAUAUCAACGAGUGCUUGGAUAAACCUUGUCAAAACGGAGGAACAUGUACCAAUACUGUUGGUAGCUACAYAUGCGCUUGCACAGCUGGAUGGGAAGAGGCGAACUGUGAUCAAGAUGWAAAUGAAUGUCUAAAAGAUCUGUGUAAAARUGAAGCAACGUGUACCAACAGUCCAGGAAGCUACAAAUGCAACUGUAUUCCAGGCUGGACAGGACAAAACUGCGACAAAGAUAUCAAUGAGUGCCUUGCAAGACCAUGCAAGCAUGAAGGCAAUUGUACAAAUACUGAAGGAAGCUACAUAUGCAACUGCACAGAAGCAUGGACAGGGCAGGACUGCCACUUAGAUGUGGACGAGUGCAUUAACAACCCGUGCAAGAACCAAGGAGUAUGCAUUAAUGCCAUUGGAAACUAUGCCUGCAAGUGUCCAUCAGGGUGGAAGGGCCAAGACUGUGAAAUUGAUGUAGAUGAAUGUCUUAACACUCCUUGUAAGAACGGAGGAUCAUGUACCAAUAGCGUUGGAAAUUACUCGUGUCAWUGUCUACCAGGGUGGAGAGGGGAAAAUUGUGAUGAAGAUAUAAACGAGUGCUUGACAAGUCCAUGUCAGAAUGAAGCAAGAUGCAUCAAUGGAGGUGGAAGCUAUAGAUGUUCUUGYACGGUAGGAUGGAUGGGACAACACUGUGAUGAAGUUAAACCAUCACACAUUGUCAACCUUGAUGUCACUGGAACUUUAAAAGCAAUUGACGGAUCUUUCGUCAACGUYCACUGCGCUGCCACAUGGAAUAUUGAAGCAGACCUAAAAUGGUCUAUAAAUAAACAUGACGUCACCGAUAGGUCACGUGGUAGUGUAUACGUCAAUGAUAACAUUGCCAGCGAACUUCAAGUCAAUUUUACUAGCAUCUCAGACAUCAAGUCUGUUUUCAAAUGUAAAGAGUUUGAAAGCUUUCGAUGGAGGUGUACUGUUAACGUUGUUUGUGAGGUUAUUCRUGGAAAUAUCACUGAUGACAGAAAAGAACAGGAAAUURCUAUUGUCAUAGGUCAAAAAGCWAAAAUUACCAGUUCAGAUGUCAUUGGGAUCUUAAAGYCUCAACAAGGAUCCUCAAUUACKGUGCGAUGUACAGCUAUCGGCGACAAAGCCACMAACAUAAGGUGGUUCUCUUCACAARUAGAAGUAACUGGUAAAUCAGCCGGUACGACUUACAAUGGCCGUCUUAUUACCAGCCAAAUACAAGUGAACUUUACCAGUGCUUCAGAAAUCACAUCGACCUACACGUGUAAAGAGAUCAAGGGUUUUCAGUUGAAAUGUAGGAACAUAGUUACAUGUCAAGCCGCACGAGGGAAUGUUAUUGAUGACACGAAGGAUCACACUGUUGAAAUUACUGUUGCUCGACAAAUACAAAUCAGUAGCCUAGAAGUCGUGGGUGACUUGAGCAGUCAACAAAAUGAUCACGUCGUAACCUUCAAAUGCACAGUGACUGGAGACGAGUCGGUGUCUGUACGAUGGUUUCUGUGUGGUCACGAUAUAACUGAUAGAUCCCUUGGUAGUAGCUACGUCCAGGGAAGAACAACUAGUCAACUUGAAGUCAACUACGCAAGUAUUUCAGAUGUCUUAUUGGGCUGCGAUUUGAAAUGCGACGACACAGGGGAGACAAAACUAAAAUGCACAGCGGAUGUCUCGUGCAACGGAGUGAGACCAAACUCUGAAGAAACYAGGAAGACGCAAGCAAUGAAAGUGUAUGUUUCAAAAUCGGCGUCACCCAAGAAAUCUAAUUCCUGGGAAUGCUUGUUGAAUGUCAAAACAAUAAUAAAGGAUUUAAACUACAGAAAAUGGACUAUAGGCUUCUAUAAAGAGACGAAAUCGUCUGGAAAUGUAGUAUGUAUAGAUCGAUAUGGUAAUAGUAUAGAAGCAGAGAGAGAAAGUAGUGUCAUUAAUGUCAAACCCCUCAAAGAAAGCAUUGCCAAAGGAAAAAGAGUACUGGCUCCAGUAACCAGAGACAAGUAUAAYCGUGAAGUGUAYACAGCUGUACAGAUAGAGACUGUGAAGGGAGAUAUAGUUACAACAAAACCCCCAGGUUGUGAAGUGAUUCCUCCUCCUGUUGGUCUAGGGAUCGAUAAAGUCUACAAUAAAGUACCUGAUAAACACUUUUCCGCCUCGAGCAUAUACUCUAAUUCGUAUCCAGCCCGUUAUGGUCGCUUGUACCAGUCUAACGACGAUACAUGGUGUUCAGAAGCAGAGUCUUAYGAUUGGAUCAAAAUAGAUUUCGGAGCCUGGAUAAAACUUUGUGGUAUGGGAUUUCAUGGGUCAUUUACUUAUAAAGAAUAUGUCACGCUUAUGGAUCUGAAGACGUAUUCAGGUCAGCAGAUAGCGAGAGUCGAAGCAAAAACUUUUGAAUACGAGUACUUCCCAAUAUCUUACGAUACUCCCAUCGAUAAGGUCCAUAUUAUCACAAGAAAAUACGUAACUUGGCCAUGCGGCAACUUUGAGUUUUUUGGAUACAGGAGUCGUCAAUGUGAUGGAAUGUCCAACGAAUGUCCUUCAGGGUCAUAUUGCUCAAAACAGUGGGGAUUCAACGAGUACGAAUGUACUUGUACYAAAUCAGGAUUCGGUUCAACCAACAACCUGGUGAAAUUCAGAGGAGGAGAAGCAACUGAUCCUUGUGCUGAUAUCGAUGARUGUAAACUUAAUAAGUGCAAGAAUCAAGCAACAUGUGUGAACACUGUUGGAAGCUAUUCAUGCCGUUGUCAAAAAGGAUGGUCRGGCUAUAACUGYGACCAAGAUGUCAACGAGUGCUCAAAUUACCCAUGCAAGAAUGGAGCCACAUGUGUCAAUACCCAAGGAAGUUAUAAAUGCAAKUGUGUGAAAGGUUUUGAGGGGCAACAAUGUCAAAAUGACGCAAAUGAAUGCCUUAACAAUCCGUGCAACAAUGGCGGAACUUGUUUGAACAGCCGUGGCAGCUACUCGUGCACUUGUACCAAAGGAUGGCGUGGGAAGCAUUGCGAAACUGAUGAGAACGAAUGUCUCAAGUCUCCAUGUAAGAACGGUGGUACUUGCACAAACACACAUGGUAGCUACACUUGUUCUUGUAAAUCAACCUGGCAAGGAAAGAACUGUGCGCAAGAUAUCAAUGAAUGCCUCAAUCGUCCUUGUAAAAAUGGUGCAAAAUGUCUUAAUUAUGAAGGCAGCUAUACAUGCGUCUGUAUGACAGGUUGGCAAGGAAAACAUUGCGAACAAGACAUCAAUGAAUGUAYAUCGUUAAAGCCUUGUAAAAACCAAGCAACAUGUACCAAUCUUGCUGGAAGUUACAAGUGCUCGUGUGCCUCUGGAUGGACCGGUGUCAACUGUGAUCAAGAUAUUGAUGAAUGYCGAUUGAAUUUAUGCAAGAAUCAGGCAACCUGCACAAAUGCACCAGGAGGCUAUGCAUGUCGGUGUCAAAGUGGAUGGCAAGGAAAAAACUGCGACCAAGAUAUAAAUGAAUGUCUAAAGCAUCCAUGUAAGAAUGGAGGAACGUGUGUUAAUAACAAAGGCAGUUACAAAUGCGCUUGUAAAAUUGGCUUCAAAGGCCAGUGGUGYCACGAAGAUGUCAACGAGUGUUUGAACAACCCCUGCAAGAACCAAGGGACGUGCACCAAUACUGUUGGAAGCUACUCGUGUGCUUGUACAGCAGGAUGGAAAGGAWUUCAUUGUGAAAUUGAAAUUAACGAAUGUGUCCGAAAUCCAUGCAAGAAUGGCGGAACGUGUGUCAAUACUAUUGGAAGUUAUUAUUGUGUCUGUAAACAGCAAUUUCUGGGUCAAAACUGUGAUCAAGAUGUUGAUGAGUGCAAAUGGAGUCCUUGUCAAAACGAUGGUACCUGCACAAACAGCCAUGGUGGCUUCCUCUGYACRUGCAAACCAAACUGGAAAGGGAAAAUCUGCGAUGAAGAUGUGAACGAGUGCGAUUUGAAUCCCUGUCGUAACAAUGGAAUAUGUACCAAUACUUUUGGGAGCUAUAAAUGCAGCUGCGCAGCGGGCUGGAAGGGAAAAAUUUGUAAUAUAGAUAUCAACGAGUGUGAUGCCAAACCAUGCUACAAUGGUGGAACGUGUACCAAUACCCAAGGAAGCUACAUGUGCACUUGUAACGAACRCUGGCAAGGAAAACACUGCGAACAAGAUGUAAAUGAAUGCCUGGCGAGUCCAUGUCACAACCAAGGAACCUGCAGUAAUCUUCCUGGAUCCUAUAAAUGCUCUUGUAAAGCAGGAUGGAAAGGCCAACACUGUGAUAUAGAUGUCAACGAGUGCGAUGACCUCCCUUGUCAGAACGGCGGARCUUGCACAAAUGCUAGRGGAAGUUACAUUUGUGCUUGUACCAUAAGCUGGAAAGGAAAAAACUGCGAUCAAGAUGUGGAUGAAUGUUUGACAAAUCCAUGUCAAUACGAAGGGAAAUGCAUCAAUACUCCUGGUACCUACAGGUGUGCUUGUAUGGUYGGUUGGCAAGGUUAUAAUUGUGAUCAAGAUGUAAACGAGUGUCAACACAAGAAUCCAUGUCACAACGAAGGAACGUGUACCAACACUGCAGGCAGYUAUACAUGCGAAUGCUCCAAAGGAUGGAAGGGGAAAAACUGCAUACAAGAUGUCGAUGAGUGUACAAAAAAGCCAUGCAAGAAUCAAGGCGAAUGCAAGAAUACUGUUGGAAGUUACUUAUGUAAYUGUGCUGCRGGAUGGCAAGGGAAACUGUGUGUUUCAGAUGUUGACGAGUGUUCUAUCAGUAAUUCAUGCAGGAAUAAUGGAGAAUGCAUCAAUAAUGUUGGAAGCUACACGUGUAAAUGUGCGACUGGCUGGCAUGGGAAACAUUGUGAAGUCGAUGUCGAUGAAUGUUUAACCAGYCCGUGCAAGAACGGAGGAACGUGCGCUAACACCCCCGGYAGUUUCGUAUGUGCUUGUGYUCCAGGCUGGAAGGAUCAUCUAUGUGAUCUAGAUGUUGAUGAGUGUCUCGCGAGYCCAUGUCAAAAUGGAGGGACUUGUACCAAUCAGAUUGGGAGCUAUGUAUGUACUUGUAAGCCUGGCUGGAAAGGAAGACGCUGCCACGAAGACGUCAACGAGUGCUUGAAUAGACCAUGUAAAAAUGGAGGAACAUGUAGCAACGGUGUAGGAAGCUAUAGAUGUGCAUGCCUMGCUGGAUGGAAAGGACAGCAUUGUGAACUAGAUACAAAUGAGUGCCUUGCUAAUCCUUGUAAAAACGGAGGAACGUGUACCAAUAAUGUUGGCAGUUAUUCUUGCCAGUGUGGUCCGGGCUGGAAAGGGCAACAUUGUAAUGAAGAUGUCAAUGAAUGCUUGGCAAAGCCUUGCAAAAAUGGUGGAACCUGUAUGAACAAACCUGGAAGCUACAUGUGUACUUGUGCACCAGGAUGGAAGGGACUAACUUGUCAUUAUGACGUUAAUGAGUGUCUAAAUUACCCGUGUAAGAACCAAGGGACGUGCACCAAUACUGUAGGAAGCUACUCGUGUACUUGCUCUACAGGGUGGACUGGAGCAAACUGUGCUCAAGACAUUGACGAGUGCGCAAGAAAGCCAUGUUUGAAUGGAGCCAAGUGUUUUAACAGCGUUGAUAUCAAUGAAUGUCUACUCGCGCCAUGUCGACAURACGGUCUGUGCAUCAACAAUGGUGGAAGUUAUACAUGCGUUUGCAAACCCGGCUGGGAAGGACAGCAUUGUGAGCGAGAUAUCAAUGAAUGCGCGAGAAAUCCAUGUYUGAAUGGUGGGACAUGCACAAACAGCGCUGGUAGUUUUUCCUGCGAUUGUAAAACUGGCUGGAGGGGCAAACUGUGCCACGUGGACAAGAACGAAUGUUAUUCGCUGCCAUGCCUCAAUGGAGGAACAUGUGUCAAUAAUAAAGGAAGCUUUACUUGUGACUGUACUCGAGGAUGGUAUGGAAAAUACUGUGAAAAAGACAUCAACGAAUGCAUUAACAGCCUCUGCAGAAAUGACGGGACAUGUGUCAAUACUAUAGGAAGUUACAAGUGCCUUUGCACGUCGAAUUGGAAAGGAAAACAUUGUCAUGAAGAUGUUGAUGAGUGCACUGCUAAUAACCCAUGCAUGAAUCAAGCUAAUUGUACCAAUCUUGAGGGAAGUUACAAAUGCAUUUGCCCAAAAGGAUGGAAAGGCGAUGAUUGCAAUAUCGAUAUCGACGAGUGCAUUUAUCGCCACUGCAAGAAUCAAGGCGUAUGYGUCAACACAYUGGGAGGGUAUUCUUGUUCGUGUAGGUACGGUUGGCAAGGAGAAACGUGCUCUGAAGAUAUCGAUGAAUGCUACUUGAAAACUCCGUGCAAGAAUAACGCAAAGUGUACCAAUACUCCUGGAAGCUACAAAUGUGCGUGUGAACCAGGAUGGAUGGGACAAGACUGUAAUUUCGAUCUGGACGAAUGUCUUUCAUUUCCUUGCCAAAAUGGAGGCAAGUGUUUAAACAGCAUGGGGAGCUACAAGUGUGUUUGYUCACCCUUUUGGAAUGGCAAACACUGCGAUCUAGAUAUCGAUGAGUGUUAUUUGAAAAACCCUUGCAAACACAACUCACCGUGCACGAAUACAGAAGGGGGAUACAAAUGUACCUGYGAACCUGGAUGGAAAGGAACGGAUUGUGAUCUAGAUGUUGAUGAAUGUCUUAAUAGUCCAUGUAAAAAUGGGGCAACAUGUAUUAACAAUGUUGGUAGUUAUAYAUGUCACUGCGUUACGGGCUGGUUAGGAGAUCUUUGUGAUAAAGAUAUCGACGAGUGUUUUUUGAAAAACCCAUGCAAGGAAGAAGCAGUAUGUACAAACACACCAGGAAGUUACGAAUGUGCCUGUGCAGAGGGCUGGCAGGGAGAUUACUGCGACCAAGUUUCAAUUUUUAUUCGAACAACACGUGUAGAUAUAGAUGAAUGCAUUGACUCUCCGUGCCUUAAUGAAGGAGUAUGUAACAACACGAUUGGAAACUACACUUGUACGUGUAAUUCAGCCUGGCAAGGACGGAAUUGCGACGAAGAUGUGAACGAGUGUAUAAUCAACACGUGUCGUGAAGGAACAACUUGUAUCAAUACUCCUGGCAACUACAAAUGCGAAUGCUUCGCAGGAUGGCAAGGCGAUGAUUGUAACAAAGAUGUUGAUGAAUGUCUUAAUAGUCCAUGUAAAAAUGGGGCAACAUGUAUUAACAAUGUUGGUAGUUAUACAUGUCACUGCGUUACGGGCUGGUUAGGAGAUCUUUGUGAUAAAGAUAUCGACGAGUGUUUUUUGAAAAACCCAUGCAAGGAAGAAGCAGUAUGUACAAACACACCAGGAAGUUACGAAUGUGCCUGUGCAGAGGGCUGGCAGGGAGAUUACUGCGACCAAGUUUCAAUUUUUAUUCGAACAACACGUGUAGAUAUAGAUGAAUGCCUUGACUCUCCGUGCCUUAAUGAAGGAGUAUGUAACAACACGAUUGGAAACUACACUUGUACGUGUAAUUCAGCCUGGCAAGGACAGAAUUGCGACGAAGAUGUGAACGAGUGUAUAAUCAACACGUGUCGUGAAGGAACAACUUGUAUCAAUACUCCUGGCAACUACAAAUGCGAAUGCUUCGCAGGAUGGCAAGGCGAUGAUUGUAACAAAGAUGUCGAUGAAUGCGAAGGAAAUCCUUGCCAGAAUGGUGGUUUUUGCACCAAUACGAUAGGAAGUUACAUCUGUGCUUGUACAUCAACAUGGAAAGGACAAAACUGCGAUGAAGACGUUGACGAGUGUGCCCUGAGAAAUCCAUGYAGAAAUGAAGGAACGUGUAUCAAUCUGCGAGGAGGGUUCAUGUGUUCUUGUAGUGAUGCAUGGAAGGGAUGGAGCUGCAAUGAAGAUGUCGAUGAAUGYCUUGUUUCCAAUCCUUGUAAACACGAUGGUUGGUGUGUUAACAACAUUGGUAGCUACUCGUGUUACUGUAGUAAUGGCUGGCAAGGCAAACACUGUGACGAUGAUCUCGAUGAGUGUUUUUUGAAGAAUCCGUGCAAGCAUAAAUCCAUAUGUAGCAACACUGUUGGCAGUUAUAGCUGUGCCUGCUUACCAGGAUGGGCGGGCAGCAAUUGUGAAGCCGAUAUCAACGAAUGUCGWGAAAACCCAUGCGAAAACGGUGGAACAUGCGAAAACAAUCCUGGAAGCUACAAAUGUACUUGCAAACCUGGUUGGCAAGGUGAAAAUUGCAAAAAAGAUAUCGAUGAAUGCUCUAAAAAUCCGUGCAGGAAUCAAGGAAAUUGUGUAAAUAGUGCUGGAAGCUACAGCUGUACUUGUAUCACCGGUUGGAAAGGACAAGACUGUCAAACAGAUAUUGAYGAAUGUGUUUCGAGUCCUUGUUUAAAUGGAGCUACGUGCACAAAUAUUGAUGGAAAUUAUACCUGUACUUGCGAUAAAGGCUGGUUUGGAAAACACUGUMAUCAAGAUAUCGAUGAGUGUUUAGCAAGUCCUUGCCAUAGUCUGUCAACCUGUACUAAUACGCCUGGCAGUUAYACAUGUACCUGCAGAAAGGGCUGGGAAGGUCAACAUUGCAAUCAAGAUAUCAAUGAGUGCGUCGUGGCAAAUCCAUGCAGGAAUCAAGGAAAAUGUUCCAAUUCACGUGGAAGUUAUUCCUGUAGAUGCACAGAAGGAUGGAAGGGAAGUAAUUGUGAUAUGGAGGACUGUGAGUUAGAUACGAACGAAUGUCUAAAAUUUCCAUGUAAAAACGGUGGAACAUGCGCCAACAAUCCAGGCAGCUACCUGUGUUUUUGCGUACUAGGAUGGCAAGGUCAAAACUGUGAUCAGGAUUUGAUCGAAUGUCUUCACGAUCCCUGUCAUAAUGAAGGCACAUGCAUCAACAAUCCAGGCAGUUUUGCAUGCGCCUGUAAACCAGGCUGGAAAGGAAAAACAUGUGAUCAAGAUGUCAAUGAGUGUUUAAUAUACAAACCAUGUAAGAGCGAGAAGGAAUGUAGGAAUACUCAAGGCAGCUACACAUGUUCUUGUACUGGAGGAUGGAAAGGAAAAAACUGCGAAAUAGAUAUCAACGAGUGUUUGACCAAUCCAUGYCCUAAAAGAGCAACGUGUGAUAAUACUGUUGGAAGUUAUAAAUGCAACUGUAAGCCAGGUUGGCAGGGACUUAACUGCAACCAAGAUACCGACGAGUGUUUGAAACGUCCAUGCAAGAACCAAGGAAAAUGUGCCAAUACUGCAGGAAGUUACAAGUGUACAUGUGCAGGAGGAUGGAAGGGACAAGACUGCGACGUGGCUCCAAUAGCUAAAGUUGUAAGCUUGGCAGUCGUCGAUACCGUUACCACUCAAAAUGGUUCUUUCGUGACAGUCCGUUGCGUGACCUCUCGAUAUAAAGGCGUCACUAUCAAAUGGCUUCUUAGUGGCCAGGACGUUAGUACCAAGUCACGUGGUAUCUGGUAUGUAAAUGAGUAUACGAACAGUCAACUGCAAGUAAACUUCACSAAUGUUCUUAGUGUGAGCCCAGAGUACAAUUGUCAAGAAGCCAAGGGGUUUCAGCUUGACUGUACAGCAAUGGUAACAUGUCAAGCCGUGCGUGACAGCGCUUUGAAUGACAGGAAAGAUCACGUGAUAAAGAUUACCUUGGCACGUAAACUACAUAUAAAGCACUUGGAUGUUGCUGGCAGCUUGCGUAGUACGACAAGCACGUUUGUUACCAUCAGGUGCGUCGUAUCAGGAGACGAAGCUGUCAUGAUAAAAUGGCUUCUUUGUGGUCGAGAUAUCACCGAGAGAUCGCUCGGUAGUAGCUAUAUCAAGAGCGAAACAUCAAGCAAACUAGAAGUGAACUAUGCCAGCGUAUCCGAUAUACUCUCACAUUGUAAGUUCAAAUGCGAGGACGUGGAAAACUCACAAGUUAAAUGCAAAGCYGAAGUUUCAUGUCAAGCUUUACGAGCGAACACCAUUGGACUUAGAAAAGAUCAAGUAAUGGCAGUAUACAUGCCGAAAUCUAGUACUUCAGAAGAAUCAAGUUUGUUGAUUGUWAUCGUGGUUGCUGUUAGCUUAAUAGUAUGCUUAAUUAUAGGAAUUGUGGCUUCGUUUUGCUGGUACUCGGCGAAAAAAAGGAAAAAAUUGAAUUGA
This is a messenger RNA of Exaiptasia diaphana, 12081 nucleotides long. RefSeq lists its product as uncharacterized. Gene Ontology annotation, molecular function: calcium ion binding. NCBI's taxonomy places the organism in Eukaryota, Metazoa, Cnidaria, Anthozoa, Actiniaria, Aiptasiidae. The transcript has 89 exons. The record is from RefSeq and is a predicted model, not a curated record. Bases 1 to 12081 code for a protein of 4026 amino acids.